GGAGGCCGAGGGGCUGGGAGCCUGGCUGUCGCCGGAGCCUGGGACCCGGGAGACUGUAGCGCCUGCUCGCCGCUGCUCAGGAAUCAUGUGGCUGGAGAUCCUUCUCGCCUCUGUGCUGGGCUUUGCCAUCUACUGGUUCGUUUCCCGGGACAAGGAAGAAACCUUGCCCCUUGGGUCUGGCUGGUGGGGCCCGGGCACGAAGUCCAGCGCCGCGGAGGAUGAGAGCAUCCGCCCCUUCAAGGUGGAAACAUCCGACCAGGAAAUCCAGGACUUACACUGGAGGAUCGAGAAGAACCGUCUUAGCCCGUCACUGGAGGACAGCGGCUUCCACUACGGCUUCAACUCCAACUACAUGAAAAAAGUCAUCUCCUACUGGAAGGAGGUGUUUGACUGGAGGAAGCAGGUGGGGGUCCUCAACAGAUACCCUCACUUCAAGACUAAGAUCGAAGGUCUGGACAUCCACUUCAUCCACGUGAAGCCUCCACAGCUGCCUGCAGGCCGCACCCCGAAACCUCUGCUGAUGGUGCAUGGCUGGCCCGGCUCCUUCUACGAGUUUUAUAAGAUCAUCCCUUUCCUGACUGACCCCAAGAGCCACGGCCUGAGCGACGAGCAUGUUUUUGAAGUCAUCUGCCCUUCCAUUCCGGGCUACGGCUUCUCGGAGGCGUCCUCCAAGAAGGGCUUGGGUUCUGUGGCCACUGCCAGGAUCUUUUACAAGUUGAUGCUGCGACUGGGCUUCCAGGAGUUCUACGCUCAAGGCGGGGACUGGGGCUCCCUGAUCUGCACCAACUUGGCCCAGAUGGCGCCCAGGCACGUGAAAGGCCUGCACGUGAACAUGGCUUUCGUUUUAAAAAAUUCCUUCUUCCCGACUGUUUUGCUGGGCCCGAGCUUCCGGCGGCUUUUUGGCUACACCGAGAGGGACGCAGAGCUCCUGUACCCCUUCAAGAAGGUCUUUAACAGCCUGGUGAGAGAGAGCGGCUACAUGCACAUCCAGGCCACCAAGCCGGACACUGUGGGCUGCGCCCUGAACGACUCCCCUGUCGGGCUGGCUGCCUACAUUCUGGAGAAGUUUUCCACCUGGACCAAUCCGGAAUUCCGAAACCUGGAAGACGGAGGCCUGGAAAGGAAAUUCUCCCUGGAUGACCUGCUAACCAACAUCAUGCUGUACUGGACAACCGGGACCAUCACCUCCUCCCAGCGCUUCUACAAGGAGAACUUGGGCCAGGGCUGGAACAGCCAGCCGCAUGAACGGAUGAAGGUCUGGGUGCCCACAGGCUUUUCAGCCUUUCCUUGUGAGUUAAUGCAUGCCCCGGAAAGCCUGGUGAGGUUCAAGUUUCCCAAACUGCUCACCUAUUCCUACAUGCCCCGUGGGGGCCACUUCGCCGCCUUCGAGGAGCCGGAGCUGCUGGCCCGGGACAUCCGCAAGUUUGUGGGAGCCGUGGAGAGACAAUAACUUCUGCGAUUCCCCUGCCAGGGAGAAGGGGCCCCUUUCCCCAGGUAUGAGUUUGUAUCCUGCCCUGCCCAUGCUGGGAUCCCCAUGCCCAGCCCUGCCACAAGGGCCAGCACACAUGGCUUGGAUAAUACAUUUAAAAUUUUUACUUCUCA
Messenger RNA from Echinops telfairi (small Madagascar hedgehog), 1602 nucleotides. RefSeq names its product epoxide hydrolase 1 (gene EPHX1). Gene Ontology annotation, molecular function: epoxide hydrolase activity. The coding region runs from base 86 to 1450 and encodes 454 amino acids. Lineage: Eukaryota; Metazoa; Chordata; Mammalia; Afrosoricida; Tenrecidae. The record is from RefSeq and is a predicted model, not a curated record. Gene Ontology annotation, biological process: epoxide metabolic process; arachidonate metabolic process. The transcript is spliced from 9 exons.